Physella acuta is the source of this 2066-nucleotide messenger RNA. RefSeq lists its product as uncharacterized. Gene Ontology annotation, molecular function: 3'-5'-RNA exonuclease activity. The record is from RefSeq and is a predicted model, not a curated record. Lineage: Eukaryota; Metazoa; Mollusca; Gastropoda; Physidae.
AGUUAAUUUCUAACGAUGCUGCCUUGCUACAUGACAUACCACAUGUUGAAAAUUAUGAUGCUCAAACUAUUGUCACCAAAGUCAAUAAAAAGCAAUUCAAUUCUUCAAUCAGAAUGGUAAUUUACCGCUGCCUUGAACUAAAUGUGCCUGUUGAGGCGAUAUCAAAGGUAAUUGCGUUCUGCACUGAUCUCUGCAAUGCACAAGUUGACCUGCCAUCAGUGUCUACAAUUGCACAGAUGUGUCGUGAAAUGGCAGUUUUGGCUGAGCUUCAAGUUUCUGAGGCCAUUGUUGAUUCGGAUGUUGUAACCAUAGCGUUUGAUGCAACAACUAUAUCCGGUAAACACAUAAAUGAAGUUCAUUUUGGAACGCCUGAAAAUGUUUUCACCGCAAACAUUACGGAACUGGCAGGAGGCAGAGCUGAGGACUAUGCUGGUCAUGUACUUAACACAAUUGAGGACUUGGCAACAACGUACUCUUCCUUUUGUGAAGUUGAUAAGGAGGAAACAAAACUUCAAAUGUGUGGAAAGGUUUCAUCCACGUUGACAGAUAGGGCCUCAGCCAACCACGCUGCAGUACUACUGCUGAAUGAAAAACUUCAGACAAACUUACUUGAACUGAAUUGUCACUUACACCCUCUUGAUGGCAUAGCCAAUGAAGUAAGGAAGACUUUUCAAAAAUUUAAUUCCCUUAUUCCCAGUGACACAUUUGGUUCAGACUGUCGAGCUGCUAACUUGCUGUAUGGAAUAUCUAAGCUGAGGUACAAAGCAAAGGGAGAUCCUACAGGAUUCAAGGCUUUUCUCAGGCAGCAUUCCUUGGCAUGUGGUAUUUUCCCUAGAUAUGUUGGUAAUAGGUUGCACGUGAUGUUCUGCCUGGCUGGUAUUGUAUACAGACACAGGCAUCUUCUGGUGCUAUAUUUAGAAAAAUAUUGCAGCAACAUAUCAUUAAGAGCUGCACUACUAAAGGACUUAAAAAAUGACAUUAUUAUUUCCCAGUUGCAGGCACUUGGACUUUGGGGGAAAUACCUAACCGGGGCUUGGAUGUCAGUCUUCUAUGCCAAAGAAUCAAAACGGAAUCAUUUUGACAUGGUUGAAUAUCAAAAGGUGGCGAUGAAAUUCAUUGCUAGAGUAAUUGCUGAGCCAGAAUACCUUUUGAUUGGAUGUGAGGAUGCCUUUGGACGCCCCUUAAUUGCGGAUGAAACUUUGUCAUCUCUGCUGAUUGUAGAUGACACCAACCUCAAGGCCUUUAGUACUGCCACUAAAGCCAUGGCCACAGCCACCCAAACUGUCCUCAGCCGUCAGCUUUCCCGCUACCUGGAGGGUGAUUUAGCUGCACCUACUGAGGCCAUGUUAGCUGCAGCAGCCAGUGCCCCCGUACACAACAUCUGGGCUGAGAGGGCCCUUGGUGUUGUUGAUUCAUUGUCGCGCAGGGCCCCAAAUUCAGAGAUAACUUUUUUAGAUGCAAAAACUAAAGUAAAGCUGAACAAAUCGUUGGACUGGCUGUCAUCCAAGCCUGCAGCAGUUCAACAACAAAUAAUCCAAUUUUGUAUUAAGAGGGGUGCAGUUUGUAGAAAGUUAGGAAAGGAUAGGAGGAUAGAGAAAGAAAGGGAGCUGCAGCGACGGCUGAUGGAAAAAAGCCAGAAAAGAGACAUGGGAAACCGAAACAAAAUUGCUAAAGCUAUUAAACAGCUAUUGAUCGAGAAGGAGCUUUUCACUGUUAUUAAUGACCCUGUAUUUGCCAAUGUUAGUAGUUUUCAAAGAAAAAAAUUGUCAAUUUUUUUGUCAGAUAGGGUAGAGGGGGCGAGGAUUGAGCAUAAGUGGAAUGUGAAUGGAGAGGAUGUUAUUUUUAGUGGUAGGUUUAUUUUAAAGUUAAAGAAAAAAUCAGCUGUAGAUUCAUUUAGAGUAGCUUAUUGGAAAGAAAAUGAAACAGAGGAUGAUGCUGAAGAUGUGUGCGUCUCGUUUGACAGUAUUUUAGCUGAUGUUGUUUUAGGUGACUUGUUAUUUUGCUAGUCUUGUAAUUACUAUGUAAUUAUAUUAUUUAUAUUAAAUUUAAUUUUUAUCAACAGUGUU